AUGGAGUAGGGCGUUCUAGUAAGUGUUAAAAGUUCUGAUAAAUAUUCAAGACAUUUUUAAGUGUAGGCUUCAAUAAACUAUUCAUGUUUAAAUAUCGUUUCAUCCUAUUUCUUCUCUUUCAAAAGUUACUUCUUAUUUUGCAAAUUGAAACAUCAAGAAGUCAUUCUGUGUAAAUUAUUAUAGUUUGAAGUAAUUAUUUCUAAUCCAAUUUUUAAUUAUAUAUUACUUUAUCAUGUAUGAAUUUCAACAUAUUCCAAUUCUUCGAAAUUGCGCAAACACACACAAACUCACAAAAACACUCACAUCACCCCCGCUCACAUAAAAAACUUGUCUGCACCCUCCUCUAAUCACACACUCUUCUUAUAAAUGUCUUCAUUUCUCUGCAUUCUGUUGCUGCCUUUUCUUUUCUACAUGUGAUGAUGAACAUGAUUUCUGUUUUGUUUUGUUUUUUUCUGUCCUGCUUUUGGUAUAAUUCAAGUCAAUUUUUUUUUCAGAGAUACGAAUUGCCAAAACUUGAGGAAUGCGACUGUCAUGACAACUUCAUCAGUCAAUGAUUUCACUCGUCUUUUAAAUGGCGAUUUGCUCAAUUUGUCAACAAAACUCAAAUGUCGCCCGGCGGAAAAGAAGAAAGAAAGUGUUGAGAAAAAGCUUGAAACAUAUCGCACGCAUUUUCGAACAUCGCAAAUCAAUGUGCCACCAACAAAUGUUACCGAUUUAGGAAAUCUUUUGCAGCGAGUCACAUUCAAAUGUCCAUCAAAGUGAGUUUAUUGUUUUUUCUUCUCUUAUUUUUUUUUGAAGAACGAAUAUUUAAUGGGUUUUUUUUUGAAGAUAUAUUGACUACAAAAUCCCGGAAAUAAAUGAAAAAACAGUUGAAUAUGAUAUUGAUGAAGAAGAUCAAGAGUGGAUUGAAGCAUCGAAUCAAAAACGAGCAGCUGAAUCUGUCAAAGAAAUAAGUGUUGAAAAGUUUGAAUUAGCAAUUGAUCGAAUGGAAAAAUGCUGUAAAUUUGAGGUAACUUAAGCGUUUGGCGUAUUUUAAUUAAAUUGUGCGAAUUUCAGAAUCAUCCAUCUGGUUCGGGAUCUCAUCAUACUGAUAAUAACGAAAUUGAUGAUGUUUGUUGUAUUUGUGCAGAUGGUGAAGUCACAAAUGCGAAUCAAAUUAUAUAUUGUGAUAUGUGUAAUAUCGCUGUUCAUCAAGAUUGUUACGGUGUUCCAUAUAUCCCUGAAGGUUCUUGGCUUUGCCGAAAAUGCAAAUUAAGUCCAUCACUUCCCGUUUCUUGCUGUCUUUGUCCAAAUGAAUAUGGUGCAUUCAAACCAACAUCUGAUGGUCGUUGGGCUCAUGUUGUUUGUGCAAUAUGGUUGAAUGAAGUGCAUUUUGGGAAUGCCGUGUUCUUAGAACCAAUAGAAGGUGUAAACGAAACAUUGCGUGUUCGAAAAACCCUUCGAUGUUUAUAUUGUCGAUUGAAAAAGGGAGCUUGUAUCCAAUGUUCUAGUCGAAUGUGUAUCAAAGCUUUUCAUGUGACAUGUGCUCAAAAACUUGGUCUAGUUAUGAAAAUUGAAACUGCGCAAGAGGAUGAUGGAGAUGGUGAAGAUUUUGAUGUAAAACGAUUUGUUUAUUGUCAAAGGCAUAGUGAGAAUUUGAGUGCUAAAGAGUUCCAAAAAACUCUCAAAAACGCUAGAAAAAAUCUAGUUGCCAGUGGAGGACAUAGACCUAUGAUUAAGUAUGUUUUUUUCGCUCAAAUAUUAGGCUUCGAAAAAAACCCCAUAAUUAUUUUCAGCACUCCUUCGAUAAGUCGAGAAAAUGUUGAUAAAAUUGCGAAAGAGACAAAUAUUGUUGAUUUCGAAGAUGUUGUUGUUUAUUGGUAUCAAAAAAGACGAUCUCGAGCUGGAGUUCCGCUUAUCAAACGAUUGAAUGUUGAAAUCAAACAGAGAAUUCGAAAAGCGGCACAUGAAAUGAGUGAUGAAGAAACUAAAGUGUAUGAGGAUAAACAGACGAUUAGAAAAGAUUUAGAGUUAGCUCGAUUAAUGACUGGACAAAUUUUGAAAAGAGAAACUGAUAAAAGGAAGAAGGUUGGUUUUUUCAAACUUUGUAUGAUAGACAAUUUUAUAUUGAGAAUUUUUCAGGUGCUGGAUGAAAGUCGAUUUUUGUUGGGAUUGGCUGUACCAGUUUCAGUGCUUCUUGAUGAAAUUUGGAAUCGAUUGAAAAAAGCAGAUUCAAAAGAUGUUUUUGCGAAUCCUGUUGAUGUUGAAGGAUAUUCGACGAUCAUUAAAAAUCCAAUGGAUUUAUCGAAAAUCCGAAAAAGCAUUGAUAAACAGAAGUAUGAUUCGAUUGCGGAAAUGCGGAAAGAUGUGCAAUUAAUGAUUGAAAAUUGUAUGAAAUUUAAUCGAGAGAAUCCGUAUUAUUAUGAUUAUGGAAAACGGUUCAAACGAUCAACAGUGGAUAUUUUUGAGAAUUAUGAUGGGAAAGAUGAGAAAGCGAAAGCUAUUGAAGAUCCUGAUAAUUUCGAAAUAUUUAUGAAGAGAUUUAAAUUGGAAGUUGGAGAGGAAAGUGAGAUGGAAGAAGAUGCUGAAACAAAACCGGAAACAAAAUCUGAAACCAAACAAAUUCAACAGAAAAAGGAAGAGAAAUUGACACCAAAUUCUGGAUUAUUCCCAAUAUUCAGCGGUGGAUCAAUAAAACGAAAAAACAACAAUGCGGCUCCCACAACAACACCAAAACGAGUCAAGAAAAAUGAUACACCAAUAACUGGAAAUUCAUCAAUUCUACCGUUUUUGAACAAUUCAUCGAAACAAAUGACUUUUGAUUCUGUCAAAAAAUCAGCGACAACUCCAAUUGUAUCAGUACCAAGAUCAUCGAGAUUUUCGGCAAGAUCAAAUGGUGGUUUCAGAGAUAGUAGUGCUGUAAGAAGUCCAUUGCCAGCAGAUACAGCAUCUUCGACUGAAGAAUCUAUGGAUGAAGAAAUUGUGACGAAUGAUGAACAAAAAGUGAGUGAUUUAACAAUUUCAAAUUUGAAGGGGAAAGCUCAAAAAGCUUCCCCUGAAUGUUUAUUUAAUUAAAACUUUUUAAUUAAUUUUAUUUUUUUCUAGAACUCGAAAUAUUCAUCAAAAAAGAAGCAAUCAACAUCUCCCAAAAAGAUGCCAAAAUUUAUGACACCAAAAGAAGCGCCGCCAAUUGAAAAAGCAAAAAAUGAAAUAAAAUCGAUUUUUGCGCAUAAUGCAAUUGUGAAUGUUGAUGGAAAAGCUGCAAAGUAAGUGUUUUGUAUUAAUUGUAAGGAAAAUGUGGCGGGAAUAGGAUUUUGAUGAGACUUGGUAGGGAAUUCCUUCAGGUUUCAGCAAAGGCUAUGAAUUUUCAACAUUUUUCAUUUUUUCAGAGUAAUCGACAUUCAAUACGCAUUUCUCGAUAUAUCCCGAGAACAACGUCAUAAAAUGAUUUCAUCUCGACCACUUCGAACAUCACAAACAAAUGCAAAUGUGAUUUCGAACAACAAAAAUCAUCGAAUCAACGAAGAAGAUGAUCAUCAUGUUGUUUAUGUGGAAUUCUUUCACAAAACAAAUUCUUCGGAUCAGUGAGUUUUCAUUAGAAAAAAGUUCAGCGGAAUAAUUAUGAAUAAUUUUUAGAUUCAAAUGGGUUUCAUCGGAGAAUGUUUCAUUGAUUGAUUUAUCGACAUCAAACAAGUCGAAAAUUGUUGGAUUGAAAGCGGCCAAAGAGUGGUAAGUAUUUUGGGUGGGAUUUUGAGAAUUGCAAAUUAUUUUGGUUCAAACAUCUGAAAAAUCUGAAGUAAACGCUAUAAUUAUCAAAAAAAAUCAAUUUCUUUUCAAUCACAUCAAUAUUUUUCAUGAUCCAAUUUAUCAUUAUUUUAAUGUGAUUUAUUUUAUUGCAGUUUUUGGAGAAAAAUUUCCAAAAAGAAAAUUGUCCAAUAUGAUUUUUUUUGGGGACUUUUAUUCAUUUUUUCAUUUCAAGCUUUACGCUCAGAUUCAGAUGAAAUUAUGAAAAAUCCCUUGAAAAUUUCUAGGUUUUGUUCCAGAACCUAUUUUGAAAAAAAAUCCGUUUAUUUUUUUUUCCAAAAUUCAAAAUGAAAUUUUGCAGGCAACAAAGCAUGAUGUCGAAAUGA
Molecule: messenger RNA, 4109 nt
Organism: Caenorhabditis angaria
Lineage: Eukaryota; Metazoa; Nematoda; Chromadorea; Rhabditida; Rhabditidae
Source: the annotation of a GenBank genome assembly